This is a messenger RNA of Theileria equi strain WA, 1339 nucleotides long. RefSeq lists its product as hypothetical. The transcript has 3 exons. NCBI's taxonomy places the organism in Eukaryota, Apicomplexa, Aconoidasida, Piroplasmida, Theileriidae. Bases 59 to 1339 code for a protein of 426 amino acids. The record is from RefSeq and is a predicted model, not a curated record.
GUACAAUAGAUUUUAUACAUAAUGUAGAUAGCAUUUAAAAGUAUUCCAUAAUUUUAAUAUGGACAAAAUCGAAAAUAGACUUUCUUCACUCAAAGCUCUGAGUUCUAGGAAACCUUUAGGAUCUAGACCAACAUAUCUAUACAAAAACGUGUUAUCAAAAGUAUACGUAGAAGAAAGAAGGAAUUCUAUCGGAGGUCAUACAUUUAAACGCAUAAACGAGUUGAUAACUGCAAAACAUAGUGGAUUCACACCAUCAAAUUUAUUAUUUGUCUUAAAAUCAUUAGAGAAAAAUGUUUAUUGCGACAAGACACUUACUUUUAAUAUCUACAAGGUGAUUUUGGAGAAAAUAAUUUACUUUUCCCCGAGUCAAAUUAUAGAAUUACUCGACUGUAUUGAUAAUUGGCUCAUAUUUUCCUUUUUAGGUGCAGAAAAUAUGGAUUUCAGGAAAAUACAAAAGGGAGCAGUAAUAGAUGUAGCAAUCGAUACAAAUCGUUACAGCGAUAAUACUACAAUUGAUGUUAUGGGAAACUCACGUUUAGUGGAAAUCGGUGCAUUUCAAUCAGAAAUUAUAUCUAAAAUCAUAGACUUCUACACCAACAAACAGAAAAUAUCUAUGGCAGAUAUCAAAGACAAGAACUAUCUUAUUAUACAAGGAAAAUGUCUAAAAACUAUGCUAAAGUUGGAUUCUAUGGAAAAAAUUAACUGGAAGGAUUCAUUACUCCUAUCAAACAACACAUUGAACACGCUAUUAGCUCUGAUACAUAAAUCUCAAGAUGAAAUUUCCAUAACUAAUGAGACAUUUUUGACAGAAAUGGUGAAUUAUAUCAAUAUUUUAAUUGACGUUCUAUCACUAAAAAGUAUUGAAGAAACUCUAAAUCUGUUAACAUUCAUUUCUAAUGAUUUUCCUCUUGAGGAGACCUUUAAUUCGGAGCUUUUGUUAACGAAUGAAAUUUUAAUUUCUAUGAGUUAUAACUUGAAAAAAUUGUAUUUGACUGGUGAUAUCCAAACAUUAAAUUUCGUUGUAAAUCACACUCUUAAAACUAUUAAAAAAUGCAGAUCGAUAAAUUUAUAUUUCUCACGCAAAAAUUUAACUCUAAUCAGUGAAAUGGUGUCAUUGUAUAAUGAAUUGUCAAAUAUAGUUUGCACACUAAUAUCCAGCUGUCCAUUUGAAAGAUUAAUUUGUCUUUAUGGUUCAAUACUAAGAUUGAACUUUAAAAUUGUUCAUGUCGGACGUUAUUUGUCAGGAAUUUCUAAAGUAUGUUCGAAUUCUAACGACGAAGUUAAUAAUAAGGUCAUGGAAGCUUCUAUUCAAUUUAUAAGGUAUUUUGGAAUCGUAUAA